UUAUACAAUCUCAUCUUUUAUUGAAAUAUGUUUGUAGAAUUAUUGAUCUAUUGUACAACUAAGUAACAUGUUUUUUGUAUCAAACCCAUUUUGAAUUUUAUUGUCCCUCUAGUGAAGAUGGUCUGGAUUUUUGGGGCGGCUCAUGCAGGUGAAAUACCUUUGAAUCAUGAAAGCAACUCACAAGACUAAUGUAGAUUUUUUACUUUGGCAUGUGAAAUCAUUUCUUUUAUGGACACGGUAUGUACUAACUUAAAAACCUUUUUGCAGUCAUCAGGAUAUUUGUGUUGGGACCUGUACCAUUUUAGUUUUGUCUUUCUUCAAUAAAGCAGUGGUGUGUCUAUAUUGAACUGAAACUUGAAUUUAAUGUCUGGAACAUGCUAGACUGGGCUCUUAGUCAAUUAAGUGAUGCAGAGAAGCUGUAUAAACAACUAGCGCAUUUAAAAUCAAGGCCUAGGCAAAAAUUUCAAUGUAAUGGUUUCCUGGGACUUUUUGGACGAAAGGUUGAUGUUGUAGAUCACACUGAGAAGAGGUUACAAGAUUUGGAAGAGAAUGUUAGAAUGCAACAAUCAGAUGUUUCAUUGAUAGGAGAGGUAUAUUGCUAUUGGAGAUGAACCAUUACUCCAAAACUAUGGAGAACAGUUCAAGUCCUUUAUCGUUGGCGUAGCAACAACAACAGGCACAUUUGAGACU
Magnolia sinica is the source of this 690-nucleotide messenger RNA. Its product is annotated as CSC1-like protein HYP1. NCBI's taxonomy places the organism in Eukaryota, Viridiplantae, Streptophyta, Magnoliopsida, Magnoliales, Magnoliaceae. The transcript has 3 exons. The record is from RefSeq and is a predicted model, not a curated record. Bases 375 to 611 code for a protein of 78 amino acids.